Pleuronectes platessa (European plaice) is the source of this 3003-nucleotide messenger RNA. RefSeq names its product family with sequence similarity 91 member A1 (gene fam91a1). The record is from RefSeq and is a predicted model, not a curated record. The transcript has 24 exons. Bases 225 to 2726 code for a protein of 833 amino acids. Gene Ontology annotation, cellular component: cytoplasmic vesicle; trans-Golgi network. Gene Ontology annotation, biological process: intracellular protein transport. Lineage: Eukaryota; Metazoa; Chordata; Actinopteri; Pleuronectiformes; Pleuronectidae.
CGUGACGAACGGCUUGUUCGAAAAUACAACAAGGAAGUGACCGUUCUUAUUGUGGAUGAAAAAAAUAACCCCCUGAGAACCCGUCUCGUCCUCGCACCGGGGACUCGCUUCUCUCUCGCUCGUCGGGUGUCAGGGAGCGGACAUAAAGUCACCGUGGACCCGCCCGGGAGCAAGUGUGUGUUCGUCUCCGGGACCGCUGCUCGCAGCCUGCUAGCUAGCUAGCGAUGAACACGGACGUGGAAUUCCACAUCAGGCAGAACUACCCGUGGAACAAGCUCCCAGCUAACGUCAAACAGAGUUUGGGGAACUCUCAGCGCGAGUAUGAGAAGCAUGUGCUGCUGUACAGCAUCCGCAACCAGCUGCGAUUCCGCAAUAACCUAGUGCGCCACGUGAGGAAGGAUGAGCGCAAGUACUACGAGGAGCUCCUGAAGUACAGCCGCGACCACCUGAUGCUGUACCCGUACCACCUGUCGGACAUCAUGGUCAAAGGCCUACGAAUCACUCCGUUCUCAUAUUACAUAGGAAUCAUGGAGGAUAUUAUGAACAGUGAGAAGAGUUACGACUCCUUGCCCAACUUCACUGCUGCAGACUGUCUGCGGCUGCUUGGCAUCGGGAGAAACCAGUACAUUGACCUGAUGAACCAGUGCAGGUCGUCCAAAAAAUUCUUCCGCAGGAAAACGGCACGGGACCUCUUACCAGCCAAACCAGUAGAGAUCUCUGUGGAGCCGUGGUGGGUUGCACAGACGGGCUACAUCACAGAGGAUGAUAUCAGGAUCUGUUCUCAACCUGAGAAGAAAGCAAUCGAUAAGAUGAUAGAUGCUGGUCCUCAGUUGGCUGGGUCGAUGGAGUUCAACGUAGUGUUAAGCUUGUACAACCGGGGCUACAUCUACUUGGAUGUUCCCAUAUCUGACGACAGUUGCAUUUCAGUGCCCCCACUUGAAGGCUUCGUCAUGAACCGUGUGCAAGGCGAUUACUUUGAAACGCUUCUCUACAAAAUCUUUGUGUCGAUUGAUGAGCAGACAAACGUAUCAGAGCUGGCAAAUGUGUUGGAGAUUGACAUGGAUCUAGUGAAGAACGCCGUGUCCAUGUACUGUCGCCUCGGCUUCGCUGUGAAGAAAGGUCACGUGAUCAGCCCCGAGCAGCUCAACCCCACCUGGAAGAACGCUCCCUGUGUCAACAGGCUCAAGACCACCAUGGACCCUCAGAAGAUGCUCUUGUCCUGGGAGCAGGGCAGUCCUGUCAUGGAGGGAGGCUCCUCUGCCACCGACACCGACACCACCAGUCUGGAAGACCAAGCGGACACAGCCAGCGUUAGCAGCCUGAGCAUCCCAGCCGCACCCACCAAGAGGAUCGCCUUCCUCUUUGACUCCACCCUCACAGCCUUCCUCAUGAUGGGCAACCUGUCUCCGAACCUGAAGAGUCAUGCAGUGACCAUGUUUGAGGUUGGUAAGCUGUCUGAUGAGACUCUGGACACCUUCCUGGCUGAGCUGGAGAAGGUGGAGAGCACAGCAGAGGGCGAGGCUCAGCGUUACUUUGACCACGCUCUGACCCUAAAAAACACCAUCCUCUUCCUGCGCUACAACAAAGAACUCACUCAGGACCAGGGACCUGAUAUCCCAAAUAUAGGUUUCCCCUUGGACAUGUUGCGCUGUGAGAGUCUGCUGGGUCUGGACCAGGCCACCUGCAGCCGGGUCCUCAACAAGAACUACAAGCUGCUGGUGUCGAUGGCGCCGCUCAGCAACGAGAUCCGACCCAUCAGCAGCUGCACGCCUCAGCACAUUGGCCCGGCCAUCCCCGAGGUGAGCUCCAUCUGGUUCAAGCUGUAUCUGUACCAUGUGACCGGCCAGGGCCCCCCGUCUCUACUGCUCUCCAAAGGCUCCCGGCUCCGCAAACUGCCAGACAUAUUCCAGUCCUACGACAGGUUGUUGAUCACUUCCUGGGGUCACGACCCCGGAGUCGUCCCGACGUCUAAUGUUCUGACCAUGCUCAAUGACGCCCUCACACACUCUGCUGUUCUCAUCCAGGGCCAUGGUAUGCAUGGCCAUGGAGAAACAGUCCACAUUCCUUUCCCCUUCGAUGAGGAGGAUCUGAAGGGAGACUUCACCUACUCCAACAUGUGUGUGCACAAAGCGCUGCAGAAGCUGAAGGAGCAAGUGGACCUGAAGCACCAGUGCGGCUACAUCACCAUGCUCAACUCCAACAACAGGCACCGUCGCCGGACCAGCGACAGCAAUGAGUGCAGAGGAGACACACAUCUGGGUGGAGGCCUGGACACUAAUGGCAGCACUGAGUCUUUUGAACUGGUGACAGAGGAGAACAACGGUGAAAGCAAAGGAAAACCCGAAGCCGUUUCCUCUGAAGACGAGUGGGUCCCUCUCGAGCUGUGCUUCGGCAUGCCCCUCUUCAGCUCCGAGCUCAACCGCAAAGUGUGUCGAAAGAUCGCCUCGCACAAACUCUGCAGCAGCGAAAGCCUUCAAGAGCUUCUCCUCUCCAGCCGAAAGCUGUCGCUGAAGGUGCUGAGCUUUGUUCAGUCGCACCAGGACGGCAGCCAGCCCUCCGACCUGGACAGCGGCGUGUCGAACCCUCUCAGCCAACCCCCGCCGGAGUCUGGCGUCCCCCUGCCCGCCCUCAAUCUAUUCUUCAAGGACGGACAGCUGAGGGAGUGGAGUGGGCGGGGCCCUCCGGCUCUGGACAUCUCAGCCCUGCAGAAGGACCAACCCACAUAAACCCAACCCCUCCAGCACCCACCCCCAAAACUUCCAGAUUUGGCCAUGAGGGGGGAAAAAAGCAAAGGGCCGCCCUCUCUCUUGAAGCUUCAUGUCUUAUUGAGGAAAUCCUUACCCGAGGUUCAACCCCCGCGUCUUCACAUCCGAUCACGAGGAAACAAUCAGUCAUGAACUUAUUCCUCUUGUCCAUCAGUAUCAGUCAUGGGGAAAUCUGCCAGCACUUUGCCAUUUAGGACAAAUCCGACACUAGUUUGAGCCGCCCCCCCCCCCCCCCCCC